Messenger RNA from Synchiropus splendidus (mandarinfish), 1228 nucleotides. It is a transcript of the gene wdr82, whose product is annotated as WD repeat domain 82. Gene Ontology annotation, molecular function: protein binding; chromatin binding. The record is from RefSeq and is a predicted model, not a curated record. Gene Ontology annotation, cellular component: Set1C/COMPASS complex. The transcript has 9 exons. The coding region runs from base 198 to 1139 and encodes 313 amino acids. Lineage: Eukaryota; Metazoa; Chordata; Actinopteri; Syngnathiformes; Callionymidae.
UCACCGACGUAGGGAAGGCGCUGUGUUUCCCUCCACACUUGACCAAAUCCGAUUUUCUUUGCUGGAAAUCUAUUCUCUUUUUGUGGGCCGCCAGCUCUGCACCCGUUUAAUAAAUGAAUAGCACACUGUGAAACUACAGUAUUAGUCUGGUAUCGUGAAGGAGGGCGUUCUCCCCCUCGAAAGACCGAGAGGCUACCAUGAAGCUAACAGACAAUGUGCUGCGGAGCUUCAGGGUCGCAAAGGUUUUUCGGGAAAACUCCGACAAAAUUAACUGUUUUGACUUCAGUUCGAACGGCGAGACGAUUAUAUCCAGCAGCGACGACGACUCCCUGGUAUUAUACGAUUGCCAAGAGGGAAAACCUAAAAGGACGCUUUACAGUAAAAAGUAUGGCGUGGAUUUGAUCAGGUACACACAUGCUGCCAACACAGUGGUCUACAGUUCCAACAAAAUAGAUGAUACAAUCAGAUACCUGUCACUUCAUGAUAACAAAUACAUCCGCUACUUUCCUGGACACAAUAAAAGGGUCACUUCUCUUUCGAUGUCUCCUGUGGAUGACACAUUCAUUUCUGGCUCUUUAGAUAAAACUAUUCGACUAUGGGAUCUACGGUCACCAAACUGUCAGGGCCUCAUGCACUUGCAGGGCAAACCCGUCUGCUCCUUUGACCCAGAGGGUCUCAUUUUUGCAGCUGGCAUAAAUUCCGAAAUGGUUAAACUCUAUGAUCUACGGUCAUUUGACAAGGGCCCUUUUGCUACCUUCAAACUUCAAUAUGAACGAACAUGUGAGUGGACGGGACUGAAGUUUAGCAACGAUGGGAAACUUAUCCUACUUGCUACGAAUGGUGGAGCGCUCCGCAUCCUGGACGCCUUCAAAGGGGCUGUUCUACAUUCUUUUGGGGGCUACAACAACAGUAAAGGCGUGACGCUCGAAGCAUCAUUCACACCCGACUCUCAGUUCGUCAUGAUUGGUUCUGAGGACGGAAAGAUCCACGUGUGGAACGCGGAGAGCGGCAUGAAAGUGGCUCUGUUGGACGGGAAGCACACCGGACCCAUCACCUGCCUGCAGUUCAACCCCAAGUUCAUGACGUUUGCAAGUGCCUGCUCCAACAUGGCUUUCUGGCUCCCUACCAUCGAUGACUGAAGCUGCAGACGGUCCACCAGGGGGCAGUCAGUUCUCCAGACUCUCAUUGACUGGGGACUGAGGAGGGGGUGGAGGCCUGGGGGGGGGGC